AUGUCGAAGCCUGUAACGCCGUACUCGGGCGUCCCCCAGUUCACGGUCAAGGAUUAUUCCUCGUUCUUUCUGGCCGGAGCGCUAUGUUGCACAGUAACCCAUGGCGCCAUGACGCCCAUUGACGUCGUAAAGACACGCAUCCAAGUCGACCCCGCCCUCACCGGCUCCUCCCUCAUCAAAGGCACCCGCUCCAUCGUCGCCAACGAGGGCCCCUCCGCGCUGCUCACCGGCUUCGGGCCCACCGCCGUCGGCUACCUCGUCCAGGGCGGCGCCAAGUUCGCCGGGUACGAGUUCUGGAAGACCACCUUCGUGCGCGCCGUCGGCGGCCAGGAGGACGCAGUCAAGUACCGCACCGCGAUCUACCUCGGCGCCGCGAGCGUCGCAGAAUUCUUCGCCGACAUCCUCCUCACGCCCCUCGAAGCCACGCGCAUUCGGCUCGUCUCCGAGCGCGGCUACGCCUCGGGGCUCGUCACCGGCUUCACCCGCCUCGCGCGCGAGGGCGGCCUGCGCGAGCUCUACGCGGGCUUCCUCCCCAUCCUCUGCAAGCAGAUCCCGUACGCCAUCGGCCAGUUCACCGUCAACGAGCUCUGCCACGAGCUCGCGUACCGCGCCAUGUCCGAGGAGACCAAGCGCAGCCUGUCGCCCACGCACAAGUUUGGGAUUUCGCUGGGCAGCGGCAUCACGGCCGGGUGUGCGGCCGCGGUGUUGAGCCAGCCCGCGGAUACGCUGCUAUCCCAGAUAAAUAAAGGCCACGGGCCAGAGGGGAGCAUGGUCCACCGCCUGACAGUCCUCGCAAAGCAAGCCGGGUUCAAGGGCUUGUUUGCGGGCCUGGGCCCGAGGAUGGUCAUGACAGCCGGUUUGGUCGCGGGCCAGUUCUUACUUUAUGGCUGGAUUAAAGAUGCUUUAAAUGCACCGCCUGGUGUCGAGAUCCACAAGGAGAGCGAUCCAACGAAGGCUUGACGUUGAAAAUGAAUAGAAUACUUGUAUGAGAGCGGUAGAUUGGCUCGAUCUUGGACUUGAUAGACACAACGUUGUCUGUAUAACACCCAGCCACUAAUCAUUCAUCUAACGAAC
Messenger RNA from Gloeophyllum trabeum ATCC 11539, 1074 nucleotides. RefSeq names its product mitochondrial carrier. The transcript has 7 exons. Gene Ontology annotation, biological process: mitochondrial phosphate ion transmembrane transport. NCBI's taxonomy places the organism in Eukaryota, Fungi, Basidiomycota, Agaricomycetes, Gloeophyllales, Gloeophyllaceae. Gene Ontology annotation, molecular function: phosphate transmembrane transporter activity. Bases 1 to 960 code for a protein of 319 amino acids. The record is from RefSeq and is a predicted model, not a curated record. Gene Ontology annotation, cellular component: mitochondrial inner membrane.